AUGAUGGUCAAACCUAUCGAACUUGACGGCCGAACUGGUGAAGGUGGCGGCCAACUAGUACGUGUUGCAGUCGGCUUAGCAGCUCUCACUUCACAACCUGUCAGGAUUGCCCAUGUUCGAGGCAACAGAGGGGGUCCUCGCGGUGGUGGCCUCAAGGUCCAGCACGUCACCUCCAUUCGGUGGCUGGCAGACGUCACCGGGGCAGAUGUAGAAGGUCUAAGUGUUGGGUCCGGGACGCUGACUUUCAUCCCCAAGAAGGGCCCAGCAGACCUUGCCGGUCGCUCAUUCGAGAUCAAGACAGACACGGAAGCGGCCAGUGCACUGCUCAUUCUGCAGGCGAUAUUUCCCUUUGUGCUGUUUGCCGGUCAUGACAACGCAGAGCCGCUCACCAUUACCAUUCACGGUGGCACAAAUGUGACGUGGUCUUUGAGCUACGAAUACUUUGACCAGGUCCUGAUGCCAGCACUCGAGGAGCGCUUUGCCAUUCGAAUCGACAGGAAACUCAAUGGUCGCAGCUGGAGCAACGGCAAAACAGCCCGCGGAUCGAUAACGCUCACGGUAUACCCCGUACCAAAAGGCAAGAAGCUGCACUACUCUCUACCCAAACGAUACACAUACCCUGCUUCUUACGAGGUCAAGAUGGUCAAUAUCAGCAUCCUUGCACCCGCUCACGCUCACGAGCACCUCCAGAAUCAGCUCUUCCAAAAAUUGGGCGAGCUGUAUCCUGAUGCAGACCUACGGGUGAAGCUGGUUGAAGAUUCCGGCUCCAAUCAAAAGUGGAACGUGCUCCUCGUCGCGGAAUCGCGAGACGGCAUCCGCUGGGCAAGGGACAUCUUGCGAGGCAUGCCAAAGAAGAUGCGCUCGUCGGAUAGCUUUGUGAAGCAGGUGGCAAAUUCGGUGUGUCGCGAUUUGCACAAGGAAACAUCGCUCGGAGGGCAGGUUGAUGAGCAUCUGCAAGAUCAGCUCGUGGUUGUGCAGGCGCUUUGUGACGGGUACUCGUCUUUUCCUCGGGGUGAUGGUGCGGGAGAUUCGGGGCCAGAGGCAAGGCUGGCCGGCACCAUGGGCAAUCUGUCGCUGUCUGGGGAUCGAGUGCGGAAAGACAAGACGUAUGAUCCGUUUGGCCAUGGGUCGAUGCAUACACAGACGGCGCGCUGGGUGGCGAGUCGGUUACUGCCAGCAGCCGAAUUCUACAAUAAGGGAGACUUUGUCAAGGGGGUCGGAUUCUCAGUGUAG
This is a messenger RNA of Cordyceps militaris CM01, 1233 nucleotides long. Its product is annotated as RNA 3'-terminal phosphate cyclase. The transcript is spliced from 2 exons. NCBI's taxonomy places the organism in Eukaryota, Fungi, Ascomycota, Sordariomycetes, Hypocreales, Cordycipitaceae. Bases 1 to 1233 code for a protein of 410 amino acids. Gene Ontology annotation, cellular component: nucleus. Gene Ontology annotation, biological process: RNA processing. Gene Ontology annotation, molecular function: RNA-3'-phosphate cyclase activity. The record is from RefSeq and is a predicted model, not a curated record.